GCUCUAGCUGUGAAAAUAAUAUCAUGGGCGGGGCCACGUUCCUAUUGGCCAGUCGGGUGGGUCUUGGGAGUCGAACUGAAUCAUUACACCAUUGUCCAUUCACCGGCAUUGAUGCGCUGCCUUAGUUGAGCGCGGAGACUCCAAUGUUUGGGCCUCAUAGCAUUCAUCCUGCAGUGAGAGAGGGGAUAAGAGAGCAUAUCUUGAGCUUCCCACGCCAACCGAACCACUACUCACGGAUGAAGGGAGAUGUGGAGAGGGAGUACCUGAGCCCUGAUUUGAACCUGCUCCGCAUGUACCGCCUGUACAAGGAAAACAAUCCAACAUCCACUGCAAAGUUCUGGCUCUAUAGGGACAUCUUCAAGCAGCAGAACCUCAGUUUUGGGCAGCCAAGAAGUGACACUUGUGCAAAAUAUGACGCCCUGUUCUCAAAAUUAGCAGCUGCUACAACAGAUGGAGAAAGGUCGAAGAUUGCAGCCGAGAGUGAGCUUCACCACCAGAAAGCUGAAAAAGCGUACACCCAGUUGCAGGCUGACUCAGAGUGGGCCAAAGCCAAUGAUGACUGCCAUGUCAUUUGUAUCGACAUGCAAGGGGUAGUGUACACGCCAAACCUGACACACUCCAACGUGUACUAUCAACGACAGCUGACCAACUACAACUUCUGUAUCCAGGAGAUGGGCACUGACGAUCCUCCUACAAUGUGCCUCUGGCAUGAGGGCAUCGCUCACAGAGGUUCCAUCGAGGUGGCAAGCUGUCUUAUGAAGUGGGCAGAAACAUCUUUCGCUCACCUAGUCCAGGCAAAGGAACAGAAGCUCAUCAUCUAUAGGGACCGAUGCUGAACAACAACUGGCGAGUCCUAAACCUCAUGGCCCUGCUCGUAUCUAGACGGUACACUCAGAUAGAGCAGAAGUUCAUGGUGUCUGGUCACUCCUUCCUUCCCUGUGACCGUUCCUUUGCCACGCUGGAGAAAAGGCGUAUUCUCUACACCCCCAUCAAUGUCGCCGAGAUGAUCCGUGGAGCCAGGCAGCAGCAUCCAUUCAAAGUCAUUGAGAUGAAAUCACUUCAGGCAGCUUCCUGAUGGAACACUAAAGCGUCCAUCUGGCUUCCUAAUCACAUCCAUGAUGUGGUUGAAAGUGACAGCUGCUGAUCCAUGGUGUGUCCACACAAAAAGGAUCCCCAGCCUCUACGAGGGAUGGAAGACCUGGGUGAUCACCAAACAGAGGAAGAAUCAACCACCUCCAGCUCCCUUGUUCUCCACCACGUACGCUUGACCUUAUGAGGACCCUCUGCCCGUCAAGCAGGAGAAGCACCGUGACCUUAUGACAAUGCUAGCCUACAUGCCAGCGGAGGCCCAAGCAUUUUAUGACACAUUAGAAUGUGAAGAGUAGCAUGGUAUGUGUAGGCCAUGUUCAGGGUAAGGUGGGGUAUAUUGUGUAUAUUGUGUAAAAUUAAUCAAAAUAGUAGUUGUAGGUUAUCUUGUAUGCCUGUAUUGUAUAUU
This is a messenger RNA of Dicentrarchus labrax (European seabass), 1495 nucleotides long. RefSeq lists its product as uncharacterized. NCBI's taxonomy places the organism in Eukaryota, Metazoa, Chordata, Actinopteri, Moronidae. The transcript is spliced from 3 exons. The record is from RefSeq and is a predicted model, not a curated record. Bases 144 to 836 code for a protein of 230 amino acids.